AUGCAUACAGUGGUGUUACCCCCCGGAAAGCCUGCUCCUCCGCCAACUGCGCAACCCCAAGCCGCCGCGGCUCCUGCGCCAGAAAAGAAGAAGCGCGUGCGUCGAUGGCAUCGCCGUGGGUUUACAGGUUGCUUAACCUGCCUCGAUUGCGAUGGAACUCAAGGUCGAAUGACUUUCAAAGUGUAUGGCCCAUCGCAAGGUGCACAAGACGUGUCCCAGAGCCCGAACAAUAGCAACGCGGCAAAUGCAAUAACGGUCAAAAAUCAGCAAUUGGAUAUCAAGCAUGUCAAGCAGGAGCCCCAGGACGAUAAGGAUGAUCUCGUUGAUGGCAUAGUGAUUUCUCCGACGACCAUUACCGACUCGGCUCCGGUCAAAUAUCGAUUCCAAGACCCCAUGUCUCCUUCAGGCUUCAUGCCCUCGUUAGAUUUCGUAGAGGGCCGCUACUAUACCCAUUUCAUCGAACAGGUCGCAACGUUGCUCCUUAUCUACGAUAAUUCGAAUAACAUCAACCCGUUUCGACAAUACUUUCCCGAACUCGCUCAGUCCUCACCAUCCGUGGCAAGCGCCAUGCAAGCGCUUGGCGCGUUGCACCUCGCAAAUACAUCCACAGGCCCAAAGCGCAAUGUACAUUUCCAACAAGCAAUGGGCAAGUAUGGAGAGGUGGUAAAGACCUUUAGGACGAGGUACACACAUCCCGACCACGAAGUUCAAAUCACAGACUUUGCAACUUGUCUCUUGCUGUCUUUAUUUGAGAUGAUGGAUUCCGGACAUGAUAAUUGGGCGAUCCAUCUCAAAGGCGCUCGCGAGAUCUACAAAUCGUUAUUUUUAUCGAAGAGAAGCGACCCUGCAAAAGAGGCCCAACGGCUAGCGGAAUCGAAUCAUCCCCUUCGACAUUUUCUCAUUUCCCUUCUUUCCUAUCUCGACGUCGCGGGCGCAUGCAAUACCAGCGAAGGCACUGUAGUGGAAGGAAGCUACUGGAGGACGCAUGGAGGCGGAUGGGAAUACAAUCUAGGCACCCCGAGUCUGUCAUCGUCCACACCCGGCGAUGACCGGUUGAACGAGCUACGGCAAUGCUGGUCCAUCAUGAUGGAGAUUCAAGCCGACAUUAGCGCUUUUGGAAAAGCGAAACAUGAGAAGUGGCUCACGCCUGCGCAACAAGACGUCAUUUACGGUGACUUGCUGAACCGCCUCGUUCAAUGGCGCGCAAAUGCACCGCAAUGCAUCCAGCAGCUAGGCGAAUUAAACGACGAGAGCCUACAACAAUACCAAUACCCGGAAGUUAUGGAGUAUGCCGGAUGUAUCGAGGCCUAUGAGAAAGCGACGAUCAUCUUCUUGCACAAAGUGAUCGCGGCUGAACGUCCCGAUCGUCCUCCCCAGACACCGUUCCUGCAGGUGCUGGCCACUCGCAUACUCAAUCUGAUCAAGAAGCUGGCGAGAGAUGUAGGCCAGUUGGCAGUGAUGUGGCCGCUCUUUAUUGCAGGGCGAGAAACCCGAGAUGAAAUGCAGCAGAAGGCAGUCCGCCAAACAAUGGUCGACUGCCAGCGGUUCGGAUUCAAGAAUGUCGAUAAAGCCCUCGAAGAACUAGAGAGAGCCUGGUUUAAGCAACGCGCUUUCCCGGAGGGUUGGGUCGACAGGAUGGAUGAUAUUCGCACAUCGAUCCUUCUCCCGUAG
Aspergillus lentulus is the source of this 1671-nucleotide messenger RNA. The record is from RefSeq and is a predicted model, not a curated record. Lineage: Eukaryota; Fungi; Ascomycota; Eurotiomycetes; Eurotiales; Aspergillaceae.